Osmerus eperlanus (European smelt) is the source of this 3557-nucleotide messenger RNA. It is a transcript of the gene cyld, whose product is annotated as cylindromatosis (turban tumor syndrome), a. The record is from RefSeq and is a predicted model, not a curated record. Gene Ontology annotation, biological process: regulation of intrinsic apoptotic signaling pathway; positive regulation of extrinsic apoptotic signaling pathway; regulation of mitotic cell cycle. NCBI's taxonomy places the organism in Eukaryota, Metazoa, Chordata, Actinopteri, Osmeriformes, Osmeridae. Gene Ontology annotation, molecular function: cysteine-type deubiquitinase activity; K63-linked deubiquitinase activity. The transcript is spliced from 18 exons. Gene Ontology annotation, cellular component: cytosol. Bases 561 to 3416 code for a protein of 951 amino acids.
GUCACGAUUGAGGAAACGUAAACGAUCAGAGUAAGUUUGGUUGGGCCAGUGGUCCUGUAAAUAAUUUCGGUUCCUUUUUAUCUAAAUUAUGGUUUGUUAAUAUGUCACUUAAAUUGGUUGAUAUAUAAGUACGGAUUGCUGUAAUGUAUUCCCAGUUAGAACGGUUAAACUAGCUAGGUGGUUGGCUACAUUUAAUGCUGUAGAGCUUUCUAGUGCUGUCUUGCUAGCUAGCUAACGCGGCGUUAGCUUUUUUCGAGGUUGACAGUUCUGGCUUUGACAGCUAGCAGGCUAGCAUCUUGCCUAGCUAGUUAGGUAAUUAACACGUGAAAAUUAUAAAUCCCUGGACUGAAAUAACAAAUUAUCGAUAUAAGAUACGCAGACACACAGGUACAGCUUGGGUUUAUGUGGGAGUGGUGUGGAACAUGCAAGCAGCCAGUUGAGAGAUCAUGAGGGAACUCCAGGCCAGGAUCCCGUGAGCGUACCCCUCAACUUGCUCUGUGUGACCUGCCUUCCCCACUGGAGUUUCUCAGCCUUGCUAUGCCCCAUCCCCAUCCCCAGCCAUGAGCUCUGCCCUGUGGAGCCAGGAGAAGCCCAGCGGGGGCUUCAGGGAGGACUGGCGCUUCUACAUGGUAGUGAAGGAAUGCACAGUGGAGAAACCUGCCCAGAAGACCCUGAGGAUCCCCCGUGGCAGCCUGGGCCAGGCCUGCCAGGAGCGCAACAGCCUGGGCCGCACACUCCCCCCCAGCAAGGGCAAGAGGAGUCUGCGAAUCCUGGACCAGACCAACGUGGUGCUGAGCCUAGACGAGAGGGACUUGCUGGAGCUGGAUGAGAAGCUAGCUGAGCUGCUCUUCCCCAUCACCAACUGUGAGGAGCGCUACGCUCUGCUCUGCAACAAGUCCCGCCUGGAGCGCGCCCGUGACAUCGACUGUGGGUCCAAGGUGCGUGUGCAGCUCCGCUCGGGGGAUGAGUCUCUGCCAGGGGUGGUCCGCUUCAAGGGCUCGCUCCUGCCCGACCGGGCACUCUCUGGAAUUUGGUUCGGCGUGGAACUGUUGGAGGAGGGCCGGGGCCAGGGCUUCACAGAGGGCUCCUACCAGGGGCGGCAGCUGUUCCGCUGCGAGGACGAGUGUGGCGUGUUUGUGGCCCUGGACAAGCUGGAGCUGUGGGAGGACGAGGAAGAAGGCGAGCUGGAGGUGGACCAUGUGACGUUAGUAGAAGAGGAGCAGGACUUCCCCCCUCUAGAGAUUAACUCCAGGGUGCUGGUGCAGACCAGGGAGGGGCCUGAGAGGGGAACCAUCAUCUUCUGUGACCUGCUGCCUGGCAAUGAGAGCCUGGGAUACUACGUGGGUGUUGAUAUGGACAAUCCUAUCGGGGACUGGGAUGGUGUUUUCGAUGGGAAGCUCCUGUGUAAUUUCGCUAGCUUGGAGCACACUCGCCUCGUACCCAUCUGUGACGUAAUGCCAGAAUACGCCAUGCAGGACCAAAGGCUGCAAAAGCACAGUUUUGCCCCCAGAGGCAGCGGCAGUGACAAGUCUUCCUCUGGCCAAAGCAAACCAAAGAGCAAAGGCCUAGGUCAUCAGUGUGGGACUAGAAGCAAGUCUGAGUUUUAUUAUACUUUAAAUGGCAGCUCUGUUGAUCCCCCAGCGCAGUCCAAAUCCAAAAGCACAUGGUACAUUGAUGAAGUCGGGGAGGACCCUGCCAAGUCUCUCACGGAAACCCCCCCUGACUUUAACCAAGCCUCGCCCCCCAGGGCCCCGCCCACCACCUCUUUGUCCAAUGACAACAAGUUCCACUCACUGCCCUUCAGCCUGAGCCGCAAGACGGGGCCCAAUGGUAGCAUGAGUCACGGGCCGCUCUCCCUCUCCGUCCAAUCGGUGAUGGGAGAGCAGCCAGAGCCCUCUCCUCCUCCCCCUUCGUCCCCACGGCCUCCCAGCCCCCCACGCGGGGUGCCAGGGCUGGAGGUGGGCUCCCUGGUGGAGGUGAAGGAGAACCCUCCCCUGUGUGGGGUCAUCCGCUGGGUGGGCCUGCCCCCGGGUCUGCUGGAGCCUCUGGCUGGCCUGGAGCUGGAGGAAGAGUGUGUAGGCUGUACGGAUGGUACCUUCAAGGGAACACGCUACUUCAGCUGCCCACCCAAGAAAGCCCUGUUUGUGAAACUCAAGUGCUGCCGGCCCGACUCCCGCUUCCCCUCCCUACCCCACUCCUCCAACCCCAUAGAACGCUGCAACUCCAUAGCGUUUGGCGGCUACCUGAGUGAAGUGGUGCAUGAGAACACUCCACCACGCACUGAGAAUGAUGGUCUGGACGUCAUGGUGGGCAAGAAGAAAGGAAUCCAAGGCCACUACAACUCCUGCUACCUGGACUCAACCCUCUUCUGUCUGUUCUCCUUCAGCUCGGUCCUCGACACGGUCCUCCUGAGGCCCAAGUCCAAGACUGAUGUGGAGUACUACAGAGAGACCCAGGAGCUACUGCGCACAGAAAUAGUCAACCCCCUUCGCAUACACGGGUAUGUGUGUGCUACUAAAGUGAUGAAACUGAGGCGGAUCCUGGAGAAGGUGGAGGCUGCCUCAGGCUUCACCUCGGAGGAAAAAGACCCAGAGGAGUUUCUCAACAUCCUGUUCCACCACAUACUGAGGGUAGACCCCUUACUCAAGCUGAGGUCGGCAGGGCAGAAGGUCCAGGACUGCUACUUCUACCAGAUCUUCAUGGAUAAAAAGGACAAAGUGGGCGUUCCCACCAGCCAGCAGCUCAUAGAGUGGUCUUUCAUCAACAGUGACCUCAAGUUUGCUGAGGCGCCCUCCUGCCUCAUCAUCCAGAUGCCUCGCUUCGGCAAGGACUUCAAGAUGUUCAACAAGAUCUUCCCCUCUCUCGAGCUCGACAUCACAGACCUGUUGGAAGACACUCCCAGGGAGUGUCGGAUCUGCGGGGGCCUGGCGCUGUACGAGUGCCGGGAGUGCUACGAUGACGGAGACAUCACUGCUGGGAAGAUCAAACAGUUCUGUGAAAAGUGCAAUACUCAAGUCCACCUCCACCCCAGAAGGAAGGCCCACCGGCACGGCAAGCUGUCCGUGCCCAAGGAGCUGCAGGAGUGCGUGUGGCGCCAGGGCAGCUUCCCUCGCCAGAGGAUGGAGCUCUUCGCCGUGCUCUGCAUCGAGACCAGCCAUUACGUGGCCUUCGUCAAGUACGGCGCCUCUGACUCCUCCUGGCUCUUCUUUGACAGCAUGGCCGACCGUGACGGAGGGCAGAACGGCUUCAACAUCCCCCAGGUGUCUCCGUGUCCCGAGGUGGGGGCCUACCUGAAGAUGACUCCAGAAGAGCUCCACGCUCUCGACCCCAAGAGCAUCCAGGGUCAGGCCAGACGUCUGCUGUGCGAUGCCUACAUGUGCAUGUACCAGAGCCCGACCAUGAGCUUGUACAAGUAGAGCUCUCCCACAGAUGCACACACAACACACUGGCUGGAGAGAAGAGUCCAGUUGACAAGAGUCCCCCCCCAGCCUCUCCUCAAAUGUCUCUGUCUGCACAAAAUGAAGAGACUGUGGAUAAGAGGAGGAGAGAGAGAGAAA